CGUCAAUUAUGGACAAACUUGCGUUGGUCAUCAAGGAGCUGCUGCUGACUGAACGCGGGUAUGUGGACGACCUCGCGCUCGUCAUUACGGGCUACAUGCGGCCGCUUCAGCUCGCUGCCGGGUGCUCGCUUGCCAGCGAUAACAGCAGCGACAGCACCGACAGCCCCAGCGGUGCGAGCCACAGGAAGGAGGCGGACGUGAAUCAUGUGAAGGAAGAACAAGGUGGCCGUGCUAAAUCAACGUCACCGCCAUCGCAGUUCGCCACGCCUGCAUCUGCAUUCCCCGGCGCACCCAGCCAGUCGCAAAUCCGCGCAAUCUUUUGCAACAUUGAAGACAUUCAUGCGGCACACUGCGCACUGCUGGCUCGGCUGGAAGCAGCGCAGGGGCAGCAGCAUUCGCACCAACCGGCGUCGCCGCCCCCGCAUUUGUGGCUGACCCCGGCGACGCCAACAGCGACCGAGGCCUCGGCCACCGCUCCGCCGGCGCUGCAGGUGCGCAUCCCACAGAGUAGCGUGAGCCUGCAAGACCCGGAGGCGCGGGGUCGCGUGGUGGCUGCGCUGUGCAACGCCCUUGCCGACAGCGUUCAAGUGUUGCAGCCGCUGUACAUCAAAUACUUUGAGAAUUACCCGAGCGCAGAGGCAAUGCUUGGCGACUUGCUGAAGAAUCCCGCCUCGCUGACGGCGGCACUUGUGCGACAGUGCCAGUCAGACCUGCGGCAGACCCUCGGUCUCGCAGCGUUUCUCAUCAAGCCAGUGCAGCGGCUGCUCAAGUAUCCGCUGCUGCUGCGCGAGCUCGAAAAGGAAGCCACCACUGCGCUCGGCGAGUUCCUACCUCCAGACAGUGUCAACAGCGACGCUGACGAAGGUGCAGGCAAGACAGGCAGCGACUCUGGCAAGGUGAACGCCGAGCCGUCCGAGCCCUGCUGGCUGCGCGCCAUCCAGCAGGCCCAAGCUGCCGUUGGAGGUCUGGCGGAGCAUCUCAACCAGGUCCGUCGCGAGCUCGACACGUUCGACAUUGUCCGCGCGGGCACAGAAAACUGGCCAGACAAGGAUUUGACUCAAUCGGCCUGCGGCCGGCUGCUUGCUGAGGCCCCCGUCAUUUUCAAACGAAGUGCCAUCACACGCACUGGUGGCGCAGGCCAUGACGGCUCCUCGCUCGGCACCAACCCGAUCGAAAGCAUCACAUUCCUGCCCUCGCUGUUUGCCAACAUUACCAAGCGUCACAGGCAUGUUCUGCUGUUUGAGCACAUGCUCGUUUUGCUCACAGCGCCCUCCGUUGCUCUUGUUCCCGGGGGCAGCGGCACAAAGGCGACCAGCAGCGGCACGCAUCAACGCUUCAAACUCUCCAUGCCGGUCAAUCAAAUCCAAGUGCGUCAAAACGACGUGUCAACAUCCAAGUCGCCCGGGCUUUCUCCACAGCCGCGCAUGGGCAGGCGAGGCUCGUGGACGGAGAGCUUUGCGCCUCCGCCAGUCAUGUCGUUCAGCCCAGUGUUGCACAUUUACAACAUGGCAACGCGUGACAUCAUUGAGCUGCAGUUUCUUUCGACCGAGGCCAAGGAGGCCUUUUGCGAGGCUCUGCAAGUGCAACAGUUCCGCGCGGCCUUCAAUCGCAAGUUGGUGGUUUCGACGGGCAGCAUGGUAGAGUCGCCUGCCGCUCGUCGGGUCUCCGUCAUCCCCGAAGAGUCUGCAGGCCCUGAACAGAGCGCGCGUGCUUCUGACAACGCUCCCGGCGUCCACGAGCAAGCAGCGUCGGCUGGCGAGGAGGAGGAGGACGCGUUUGACGCUGACUCGCCGCUGAGCGAGCUCGUGCUGCCCUUGCGCUCAACGCAACGCCGUCAGACGCCCCGUCGCGCGAUGAGCAUCGAGAGCUACGACGACGACGUCAACGAUCAAGAUAACGCCGAGCAAGAGGACGAGGACCUGCCGGCCAAUCGAGACUCCGCCAGCUCCAUGUACGGCCUCAUGCUGCAAACGCGCAUGUGCACCAAGUGGGACUUGCAGCAAGCCCUGGCAGAACAGCGCCGCAUGUUUACCAUGCGGAUUGUCGCCGAGCAACAGCAACGCUGGUUGCAGGCCUCCGCCGCACCCCACGCCGACUUGCAGGAACAGACGAGCAAACUUGUGGCCAUGGCCGAGCAGUACCGUCGGCGCACGCCUCCGCUGGUGCCAAAGCGAGCCGCCCCGCCGCCUCCAGCUCCCGCGCGCCCCAAUUCGAUGCACGAAGCCCUCAAGGACGGCAAACACCUGGGAGGUGAAAGCGACACGAGCAGCACCCCCUUGAAAGUGGUUCCGGGCGAGUAUCACUUGCAGCGGAACAGCCCCUCCCCAGUGGCGCGCACAGCACAGCAGCAGCAGCAUCCCACGUCCCUGUCAGCGCUUUUGCGCUCCAAGCAGCAGUAAACUCUGCCCAGAUUUUGAUUUCAGGGGUGUCCCAGCGCAGCAUGUACCGUUCGAGGAAAUCGCUUCUCUCCUAUGCAAAGUUGAUGUGUACAAUUGACGCGUAGUGUUUGUGUGAAGGGGUGCGCUUGCUCGAGAUGGCGUACCAUUGCUGGCAAAUUAAAAAAAAGGAAAAAAAACGGGGGGGGGGAGCGGUUAAUGCAAGGAAGGCUGGUUUUGACACAAACGUCUAUUGCAUUGUCGAAGUUGGGAAAAGUACGAAUUGUGUGCCGUCUAUCCCGCCAUUCAAGCUGCGUGUUCGAAUAAAAGCGUGCCAAGCAAAUACAA
This is a messenger RNA of Capsaspora owczarzaki ATCC 30864, 2723 nucleotides long. RefSeq lists its product as hypothetical. Gene Ontology annotation, molecular function: guanyl-nucleotide exchange factor activity. The coding region runs from base 9 to 2399 and encodes 796 amino acids. The record is from RefSeq and is a predicted model, not a curated record. NCBI's taxonomy places the organism in Eukaryota, Filasterea, Ministeriida, Capsasporidae. Gene Ontology annotation, cellular component: cytoplasm. The transcript is spliced from 2 exons.